Messenger RNA from Topomyia yanbarensis, 936 nucleotides. RefSeq names its product centromere protein J-like. Gene Ontology annotation, cellular component: nucleus; centriole; centrosome. Lineage: Eukaryota; Metazoa; Arthropoda; Insecta; Diptera; Culicidae. Gene Ontology annotation, molecular function: tubulin binding. The record is from RefSeq and is a predicted model, not a curated record. Bases 15 to 905 code for a protein of 296 amino acids. Gene Ontology annotation, biological process: centriole elongation; cilium assembly. The transcript has 2 exons.
UUGUUCCUGUCCGUAUGAAACCAAUCGAUGUGAUAGAAAAGAACGUCGGCAAGGUGGCUACUGCAAAAGUAGUCAGCCAUCCAAGAGGUAGUACUGAAAGCAGAAAAUCUGUCCUUCCAAGCGGGUCUAGCAGUGAUAAUGAAUCGAUUUCUUCCGAGUGUGAUAACUCUUCUGCAUCAGAAGACAAAUCCACUCCGAGUAAAUCUCAGACAUCUCGUUCUUCAUAUUUCCGUGGCAAGGCGAAAAAGAAUCUUUUCCAAACUGGUGAUGAUCAAGUUAAAAAUAAUUCAAAGGAAGAACCAGAUCGUUCCUCGGAAACGGCUGAUCUGAUCAAAAACCUCAAACGAGAGAUUGUCAACGAUGAUGGAAGCAGAGAUAUCUGGUACCCAAAUGGGAAUUUGAAGAAGAUCUCCCCGGACGGACUGGUGAUACGAAUGUUGUACUUCAACAAAGACAUCAAAGAAACGAAUGUCAGUGAAGGAACAACGAAAUAUUACUAUUUUGAGACAAAUACAUGGCACACGACCUAUCUGGACGGUCUGGAGAUACUGGAAUUUCCGGAUGGUCAAACGGAACAUCGUUUCAAGGACAGCUCGACGGAGGUACACUUCCCCAACGGAUCCGUUAGGACCACUAAUCCAAACAGCGCAGAUAUUGCGGAAGAAUGGAAAUACGCAGACGGUUCGACUGUGAUUGUGAAGCGCAACGACGACAUGGUGAUAACGCUUCCGAACGGACAGGUGGAGAUUCAUACCAAGGCACACAAACGACGUAUCUAUCCGGAUGGGACGGUUAAGUUUCUUUAUCCGGACGGGAGCCAGGAGAGCAGGUACUCGAAUGGACGCGUCCGGUUGAAUGACAAGGAUGGAAACCUUAUCUCCGACACAGGUGGCGGAACCAAUUGACUGGUACACUUUAGUAGUAGAUUUCUUCUAA